ACUGGCCACGUCAGUCUAUCACUUCAUUCUAUUUCAACAUGGCGGCGACUAAAGCAGUGAGUGAAGCAUUUCAUGUAGACAAAGAAACUGACGAGGUUAUGGGCGAAACGUCAGACGAAGUUGAUCCACAACAAGCUAUCCUGUGUUUAGAAAUUCUUCCAAUUAUCAGAGAUGCUCAAGGACAACAUGGGUUACGUCAUGGGGAUUAUCAGAGAUAUAGGCAAUACUGUCAGCGGAGGUUGAGAAGAUUAUACAAGACUUUGAAUUUCCAGCAUGGUUCACGAAACACAUUCAAGGCAAAGAAAUUAACACAGGAACUGCUGAAAGAUGUCAAGUAUUUACACAUUCCUUUAAUGGAUGCAGAAAGAGCUUGGAGUCAUGCAAUGGAGUUGAAGCUAUUGGCUAACACUGAACUGCGCAAAAAGUUCCAUUACAUUAGAAGACUUCGUAAGGCUGCAAGCCAUGCUACUCAGUUAGAAGAGCUCUGUUCUGGUGAUGUCUGUGAUGCCAGAACAAAACUUGAGGCCCAGGCCUAUGCUUCUUACAUGAAAGGCAGUGUCAGUUUUGAGCUGCAGAAUUGGAAGGAGGCUUUUGAGUUAUUUGGCCAUGCCCAGACUAUCUAUGAAAAACUAGCUGGGGCUUUCUCUGAGGAACAGCGCACCAUGUAUCUUCAGAGAGUUGAAGAGAUCACUCCAAACAUCAGAUACUGUGCAUACAAUCUUAAUGAGGGAACCACAGACAUUAGUGAUUUAAUGCAGUUGAGGUGGAGUGCUUCUUCUGGAAGCACAACACAAGAUCCAGUUUUAGCAGCCAAAAUUGAUGAAGUUAUUGCUCAAACACGCGAGAGAGAAGCAGCUGCCAUGACAGAAGUGAGCUGGUGUGGCCGUAAUGUCCCAGUAAAGAAUGAAAAAGUUCGCUCAUUCAUACUCCACUCCCAACAAUGUGCAAGAGAAUUAGAGAGAGCUAGUACUUUAGACAGCAAGCUUACAUUGUAUGACAGUUUACUCAUGGAGUGCAAGGAUGCCUUGCAAGCAAUCAAAGACGAGUUAAAGGGAGACACAGGUUCUGGCAAGAUGCGGUCUCAAAAGUUUGAGGCACAAACAGGAAAUAUGCAGUUUCUUCACAAUUACGUCACUUUUAUCCGUUUGAGUAAAACAGUAGAAAGAAACUUGCUUAUGGCAGAGUCAAUGAAAGGCAGUUUACCAGCAGUUCUACAGAAUGCUGCUGAGGAAAUAACAGUAAAUACUGUCAAACGCCUUUCCAAGCCAGAGGACCUUGUGCGAAUAUAUGACAUUAUAUUGCAGAACCUUUCUGAUAUGGCUGAGUUACAAGAAAUCGAUCAAGACUUAUUGUUUUCCAAGGAGGUUGCAGCUCAAAUAUUGGAGUGUAAGGCCCACAGGUGUUUAUAUGUAGCCCAUUCGUACUUUCUUGGCAAGAAGUGGCGUGAGGCAAUGUCACUGUAUAACCAUGUUGUGAACCUUGCAAGCUCUGCCAUCACUCAUUUCCAAGAAUUUAACUCACUUGUGCAGGUGAUAAGCAGUCUUCAAGAACUUUUGUCACAAGCCCAAGGCUUCAGAUGUUCUACUUAUGCAUCUUGCCUUUUAGAGAAUGAAGAGGUAUCAGAUGAAAUCGCAGUUAUUACUUUGAAUGAUAAGCCACUCAGUAAGCGAUUGGAAUACUAUUUUUCUGACUAUUCGCUGACGACUAAGAAGCCGCAGGUUACUUCAUUUCCACCAGAUUUUAAUCCGAUACCUUGCAAGCCCCUGUUCUUUGACCUGGCUCUCAAUCAAGUCAAGUUCCCGUCAUUAGCUCACAGAGUAGAGGAAAAGAAAAGUGGCGGACUAGCUGGAUAUUUCAAGGGUUGGCUGUGGGGCUCUGGACCUUAAAUAACUGUUUGAGAUGAACUAAAUGUUCGGUCAAUUUUGAGCACAACUGUAGUUUAGUCUAUUUUCAGUAGCUUGGGUUAAAACUAAGGCACUUUGUGUUGAGAAUAUUUCACAGAGUGUGUAUGAAUAGUUCGAACCAACUUUUGCACCCUGAAUGCUGCAACGAUUUACGAUGUAAAUCACCAAAUGGAGCGCCACGAAAUGUAAUCUGCCGGAGAUUUAUUAACCUUGGACGCCAAAGGAGUAGAUGGUUUCUCUAGACAUGGGAAAAAUACAGUUCUAGUGAAUUAUAAUCGUUUUUGCCGAAGUUUCAGCUACAUACUGCUAGUCUUUGUCAAGCAGCGAAACGCCUGCAGGCGUUCACACGGGAGUUUGUGUCUACCAGUGGAUUGCAAUAUUCGGAUCUAAGGUUUUAAUAAACGCUCAUUACGGUCAACAAUUGUCAAGGAGUCCCUAUAAAUAACAGAGUCAAGUUCAUGGAAUGAAUCUACUGAAUAGGACAACUUGCCUAGAUUGGCUGUUACUGUUCCCUGAUAGUACAGGUAAUUUGUUGUCUUAUCGUGAUAUAUAUUCGCAUAAAUGA
Messenger RNA from Pocillopora verrucosa, 2469 nucleotides. RefSeq names its product signal recognition particle subunit SRP68-like. Gene Ontology annotation, cellular component: signal recognition particle, endoplasmic reticulum targeting. NCBI's taxonomy places the organism in Eukaryota, Metazoa, Cnidaria, Anthozoa, Scleractinia, Pocilloporidae. The record is from RefSeq and is a predicted model, not a curated record. Gene Ontology annotation, molecular function: 7S RNA binding; signal recognition particle binding; endoplasmic reticulum signal sequence receptor activity. Gene Ontology annotation, biological process: SRP-dependent cotranslational protein targeting to membrane.